CCCAGCAUUCUUGAACGUUCCCGUGUGUUACCACUGACGUACCUGUUCACACCGGUAGCGGGGCGAAUAGCGAAGGAAUUUAAAGCGACGUAACGACGGACGUAUGGCUUCUCUAGUCCACGGUGCCCCAAGCUCGUCGUUGGACUUUCUGCACCUGUUCCUGCACAAGAUGUGGAGCGGGUUACUUUCCGUCGCAGCGUUCCUCGCCACCUCUUCUGUCCUCCAGCAGAAUGUUGUUCCUGGUGUGGCGGGGCAGUAUUUACUGGGUCUCGGUAUUGGUGAUGUCACUGGGCCAGUGGUUGAGACGAACAUGAUGGGAUAUGCAUCGUUGGAACAGAAUGGGCGGGGACUGCAUAUGAGACAACGUAGUCGGGCUUUCAUCGUCGCGGAGGAGUCAGCACCCAACAACCGAAUCGUGUUCAUCAACUCUGAUGUUGGCAUGGGCGAUACAGGAGUUCGUCGGUCCAUCGUACAGCAACUCUCAUCACAAUACCCCGGAUUAUACUCCGACCAGAACAUCGCCUUUGUCGGUACCCACUCUCAUGCUGGUGUCGGCGGGUACAUGGAGAAUCUGCUGCCUCAGGUGACCUCGUUGGGGUAUGUGAAGCAGACCGCGGACGCCAUCGUGGCGGGCACGGUCCGCGCUGUCCAACGUGCUCACGCUAGUCUGGCUCCGGGUCAACUGAGUGUGGGGAACACGACAAUCGUCGAUGGCAACAUUAACCGCUCCCCGACUGCCUACCUUGCUAACCCGGCUGCUGAGCGUGCCAGGUAUCAGUACGACACUGACAAGGACAUGUCUCUGCUUCGUUUCGAUGAUGCGAAUGGAAAUGCGAGAGGGUUCUUGAGCUUCUAUGCCGUCCAUGGGACCAGCUUGUACAUGAACAACACAUUGAUUAGCACAGACAAUAAGGGAAUGGCCGCGUUCUUGUACGAGAAUUUUGUGGAGCCUGAUGCUAUGCCGGGCAACACUUCCUUCGUCGCUGGAUUCGCACAAGCUAAUGUUGGUGACACCACGCCGAAUACAUUGGGCGCUUUCUGUCACAGCCCCGGUCAGCCUUGGGAUGGACAGCCGUGCGAGCCUGAAACUUCAACAUGUGGAGGGAAAGCACAAGACUGUCAUGGACGAGGACCUGGAUUCCGUAUCUCUGAUUUCGAGUCCAAUAGAAUCAACGGAGAACUUCAAUUCCGCGGCGCUCAAACCAUCAUGAACAAUCGACAACUAAGUCCAGUCAGGGGUGCUGUUCGAAGUGUACAUGUCUGGAUGCAGAUGGCCGGACACACCUUCACCUUGCCGAACGGAACAACAGCUUCGACCUGCUCGGCGGCUCUAGGCUACAGUUUUGCGGGUGGCACGACGGAUGGUCCCGGAGCCUUCGACUUUACUCAAGGCUCAAACGCGUCUGAUACCCAGAAUCCGUUUUGGGAAAUUGUAAAAGGCGCCGUCACUCCUCCGCCGACUGCUCAACAGGUCCGAUGCCACUAUCCCAAGCCCAUCUUACUGAAUACGGGUGCCGCGCAUUUCCCAUAUGAAUGGGCACCGAACAGCGUCAGCGUCCAAAUGCUCCGUGUUGGAAACUUUGUGAUGCUUAUCAUGCCGGGCGAAUUCACUACGAUGGCUGGAAGACGAAUGCGCGAGUCGCUGCGAAACGCCUUGAUUUCUUCAGGCGUUCUCGGUUCGGAUGCAUAUGUGGUACUUGCUGGGCCGGCGAAUACGUACGCACACUACGUCACCACCCGGGAAGAAUACUCUGUACAGCGAUAUGAGGGUGCGAGCACCAUUUUUGGACCAUUUACGCUCGAAGCCUAUAUCGAGAAGUACUCUAGUUUAGUCCCCUACCUAUCCGAUAACACUUCUGGGACGCCGCCGAGCGAUGCUGCUCCACCCGAGCAGACUUCCAAAGCGAUUUCUCUUCAGACUGGAGUUGUAUUCGACGCCCCACCGGCGGGUAGACGAUUUGGUGCCGUCAUUGAAGAUGUUUCGUCAAGUCCAUAUCGUGCCGGGGACAAGGUAUCGGCCAAAUUCGUUGGCGCCAACCCCCGAAACAACCUUUUGCUAGAGGGAACCUUCCUCGCUGUGGAACAGUUGGUCUCGGGACAGUGGCGAAUGGUGAGAUCUGACUCUCACCCCUCGACGAUUUAUGAGUGGACCAGAACUAACACUAUCUUGGGAAUGAGCACCGUGACCAUUUCAUGGACUAUCGAAAAUGGAACACCAGCUGGAACUUAUCGACUGCGAUACUUUGGCCAUUCGAAACCACUCAUCGGUUCUAUCUCAGCCUUCACGGGUCAGUCGGCUUCGUUUACAGUAGUAUCGUGAAAGGGAAUGUGAAUUCACCAUGCCUAUUAUUUCGUGUAACUUUAAUUGCUAAUCGAUGGACAAUCUGGACC
This is a messenger RNA of Coprinopsis cinerea okayama7#130, 2391 nucleotides long. Its product is annotated as ceramidase. Gene Ontology annotation, biological process: sphingosine biosynthetic process; long-chain fatty acid biosynthetic process; ceramide catabolic process. Bases 104 to 2320 code for a protein of 738 amino acids. The transcript is spliced from 24 exons. Gene Ontology annotation, cellular component: extracellular region. Gene Ontology annotation, molecular function: N-acylsphingosine amidohydrolase activity. The record is from RefSeq and is a predicted model, not a curated record. NCBI's taxonomy places the organism in Eukaryota, Fungi, Basidiomycota, Agaricomycetes, Agaricales, Psathyrellaceae.